Messenger RNA from Myiozetetes cayanensis, 1810 nucleotides. It is a transcript of the gene TCFL5, whose product is annotated as transcription factor like 5. The record is from RefSeq and is a predicted model, not a curated record. Gene Ontology annotation, biological process: spermatogenesis; regulation of DNA-templated transcription. Gene Ontology annotation, cellular component: nucleus. The coding region runs from base 1 to 1575 and encodes 524 amino acids. Gene Ontology annotation, molecular function: protein dimerization activity; DNA-binding transcription factor activity, RNA polymerase II-specific; RNA polymerase II cis-regulatory region sequence-specific DNA binding. NCBI's taxonomy places the organism in Eukaryota, Metazoa, Chordata, Aves, Passeriformes, Tyrannidae. The transcript has 6 exons.
AUGUCAGGAUCAGCCCCCGAGGAGCCUCAGACCAUUCCUCAGAGCCCAGCUAGUGCUCCUGACCCCGCUCCCGUUGCUGUCGGACCUGGAGGCUCAAGUGACAGUUCCUUUGGUGAGCAAAACCUUGGCUUCGCCACCCCCGAGGCCAGCCUGGUGGAGAUGAUGGACAUUGAGUACACCCAGCUGCAGCACAUACUUUGCUCGCACACGGAGGCUCAGAGUAGUGAAGGUGAAGUGGAAGCCAGGCUCAGCGCUUUCUCCUCGCCUGGUCCCUCUGCAGACCCCCCUCUGCAGCAGCCCUCCCCCAGCACCAGUCAGGACGGGGGCUCGUCCAGCAGCUCUGGGAACCAGUCGGUCUGCCCAGUUACCUGCCAGUCAGGGUUACCUUGUGACAGCUAUUGGCCGAGUUCUAACCCACACUUGGGCUAUGCUGACUUGCAGGAGCUCAGAAUGAUGUUGCUUAGCGAGUCCAACCUCCCUCUGAACCAAAGAGAGAAAGCGCCCAACAGUAGCUCUGUAGAAGUCUCAGGAUGCAGUGUAGUAAAAGCUAAACAGGGUGAAAAUUUCUUGGGGGACAAUAAAGAAAACAUAUUUGUUGAAAAUUCGGCACUGGCACCAGAGCUUAGAUCUAAACCUGCAGUCAGAGCUCGGUUGGAAGACAGAUUCAACAGCAGCCCGACAGAAAACCCCAGAUGUCAAGAACCCCAAGAAUCUGGAGUAACUCUUAACAAUUUAGUGACACUGAUUCGCCAGCCCUCGGAAGUGGUGGGUGUUCCUCUUCACCAGCAAGGGAACAGGUGUGCUGCACUUGGGAAAAAUAAGGCUGCACCUGCCACACAUUCCUUGCCAUUCACGUACCCGUUCUUUACCAUGAAUGCAUGUUCUGCUGCUGGAAGUGCUAAUCCUUCCCAAGCACAGACCUGUGGAACAUCUUGCACUAUUUUGGAAGCUGCCAAACAUCAAGAUCUUGGGAUACCCAAGACAUUCCCUUUCCUCUAUCAGGAAGUUGAAUCCACAAAACAGACAGUAGGUGCUAUAAAUAAAGCUUUGCCUGAGGAAGUUUGGAUUAAAGUUGGAGACACCUUAUGCAAGCAAGCCAUAAACAGAAGUUGCAGCCGAAUAAACCCCUUGGAUCCAAACAUGGAUCGCAAACCUCUGGGUGAGAUUCGAAAUGCCCGUGACAACAGCCAGGGCAGUGGAGCUGCCCAGGGCCCCUGGCAGUCAGCGCAGCCUGGCUCCAGCGUGCAGGUCCCAAGUGGAACACAGGACGGGAGUGCUCAGCGCAGGGAACGACACAACCGCCUGGAGAGAGACAGAAGGCGCAGGAUCCGGGUUUGUUGUGACGAGCUGAAUCUCCUGGUUCCGUUCUGCACGAUUGACACUGACAAGGCAACAACUUUGCAGUGGACAACUGCGUUCCUGAAGUACAUUCAGGAAAGGCACGGAGACUCUCUGAAGCAGGAAUUUGAGACUGUGUUCUGUGGUAAAACAGGCAGGAGACUAAAAAUAGGAAGACCAGAUUCAUGUGUAAUGUGCCCAGCGCAGGAAAACCGCACAGCUAUGGAGACCAAAUAGUCAGACCUGACCACCUUGAAUUGUGCCACAAUGGUCCAAACUGUGUUUUAUUCUUUCCAUUUACUUGCUGAAUAUGAAUUGUGAAAUGUAAAUAUAUAUAAAUAGAGCUUUAAAGAAAAUGUUCUUUAUUGAAAAAUGGAAAUGAAAGUUAACUACCAGCAAUGGAAACCAGUGCCCUGCUCAAGAGGCUUUGGGACCAGAAGCUACACGAAAAUGUCAUGACAGCCAAGUAUUU